Molecule: messenger RNA, 1206 nt
Organism: Scheffersomyces amazonensis
Lineage: Eukaryota; Fungi; Ascomycota; Pichiomycetes; Serinales; Debaryomycetaceae
Gene: OFI1
Product: Ofi1p
Exons: 1
Coding region: 1-1206 (401 amino acids)
Biological process (GO): regulation of transcription by RNA polymerase II
Cellular component (GO): transcription regulator complex; chromatin; PcG protein complex
Molecular function (GO): DNA-binding transcription factor activity, RNA polymerase II-specific; RNA polymerase II cis-regulatory region sequence-specific DNA binding
Source: RefSeq, a predicted model, not a curated record
AUGAGUCUGAAACGGACACAUCUAAAUAGACAAUCUCGACGAGGUCAGAAAGAAAAUAAAUCAAUAACAAUAGAUGGGGAAUUAUCACAACCAAACACCCAUGAACAACAACAUGAAAUAGAAGAGAUUGAUCAUUUAGUAAAUCAGGAUGGAUCUGAACGACAAGAGCUGUCUUCAAAAUCAAAAUAUGGAACACUUCCAAAAAAGUACUUUUGUAAAAUCUGCAAUCAGGGUUUUACAAGGAAGCAUAACAUGGUAAGUCAUGAGUUGAUCCAUUCAUCUAUAAAACCUCAUGUUUGUACAGUUUGUGACUUAAAAUUUAGAAGAAUUCAUGAUUUAAAGCGUCAUGAGAAGUUACAUACUGGAGAAAAGCCAUUUAUUUGUUCACAUUGUAAUAGAAAAUUUGCUAGGCCAGAUGCUUUAACAAGACAUUUAAACAGCCCAAAUGCAUGUAAUGUCUUAAGAGAAAGAUUAUCAUCUACAGUUCAAAAUCCAAUAAUUCCGGAACCAUCUUCCUCUAAAGUUUUAAGUAUUUCGACUUUGCAAAAUUAUCAAAUAGGCAAUAAUUCAACAUCAAUGCCUAUUAGAAUUCCUCCUCCGCCUCAACUUUAUCAAAUAAAUCCACAAAUCAAAACAUUACCUACAACAAUAUCACCAAGUAAUAAUAUUUCUCCAGAAUUUGAUGCCAAAAGAAAUAAUCCACCUCACAUUAUUCUGCUGCAGAUUCUAUCAAAUAAUCAGCAUGAAGCUGAAUCAUUAAAUAGAAGUGGGAAAAAAUCGAUUAUACCGCGACCACUUCCUGAAUUACCACAUAUUAACCAUAGAUAUUAUGUUGUAAACCAGAAUCUGAGCCAGCAGCACAAUCAACAACAACUUCCUUCUAUUCAACAUUUUGUACAAUCUGCUUAUCAUCAUUCACCAACAAGUACUUCAGCUUCACCCCCGCAAGGAUCUAUUUCUCACGCUCUGCCUACUCAUACUCCUGGGUAUGGUUCAUAUUCACUGUUGGGUGAUGAUUCAACGACAAAUAAUUUUCACGUACAUCCAAAUCAAUUUAUUCCAUCACUUGUACCACGGAUUUAUAUGCCAGGUGAAAUUGUUCAAUAUAGAGGAGGAAGCUUAACUGGAAAUAGUGCCGAUGAAUCUCUUGAAAGUGGUCAGAGUGGUGAGUCACAAUCAAAUCAGAAGAAAAAGCGAAAAGAGUGA